Salarias fasciatus (jewelled blenny) is the source of this 669-nucleotide messenger RNA. Its product is annotated as NADH dehydrogenase [ubiquinone] 1 subunit C1, mitochondrial-like. The transcript has 3 exons. The record is from RefSeq and is a predicted model, not a curated record. NCBI's taxonomy places the organism in Eukaryota, Metazoa, Chordata, Actinopteri, Blenniiformes, Blenniidae. The coding region runs from base 284 to 493 and encodes 69 amino acids. Gene Ontology annotation, cellular component: respiratory chain complex I; mitochondrion.
CGGCGCAGACCGCGUUAACGAGCGGCUGAGCACUAAGUGAGCUGAGGUCCGACAGAGACGCUGCUGCUCGAGCAGAAAAAACAAAUAUUGUUCUCAACGUGCUGGUAUCGAUCGAUAUCAAUACUAACUUUGGUAUCGAUACUAUCGAUAUUAGGAUCGAUCCGCCCACCACUACCGCAGAAGAAGAAGCAGCCGGAGUCCGGGCAGGACGUGUGACGCAGGCAGGGCGGAAGUGGAACAGAUCGGCUAUUGUUAGCGUCCUGUUAGCAUCCUGCAGCUAAAAAUGACUUUCAGCCGGUUAUUAUCUCCUGCUUCCCUCCUCCGCACAGCAGGAUCCAGGUCCGUGUUCACCAGCUCCAAACCCGACACCAGCAGACCCAACUGGCUGCGAGUGGGCCUGGCCUUCGGGGCGUCGGCCUUCCUCUGGGCUCUGCUCUUCAAGCAGCACAGCUCGGACGUGCGCGAGUACAAAGUGAGGAACGGCCUGGAGUGAGGAGCAGGGAGAACAUGCAGCCGGCCGGGGGACGUCCUGUGGACGGAGGCGGGCAGCAGGACGUCCCUCCAGAGAGCUGUCAGUGUGUCGUAUUUAUUAAGAAGCGGUGUUGGAUGCACGCUGGAGGAUGAGUGUGAGAACUGUACUGAAAAUAAAGCGUCGCUGUUUGAUGAGUU